Molecule: messenger RNA, 1614 nt
Organism: Metarhizium brunneum ARSEF 3297
Lineage: Eukaryota; Fungi; Ascomycota; Sordariomycetes; Hypocreales; Clavicipitaceae
Gene: nfdA
Product: N-substituted formamide deformylase
Molecular function (GO): hydrolase activity, acting on carbon-nitrogen (but not peptide) bonds
Source: RefSeq, a predicted model, not a curated record
AUGGCUUCGCAUCCAUCCACGGCCGGCCUCGAAAACGCCACCGCCUACAUCAACGGCCGCGUCUUCACGGUCGACGAGAACCAGACAUGGGCCGAGGCCUUCAUCGUGUCGGCCGAGGGCGUCUUUACCCUCGUGGGCUCAACUGACACCAUCGUGGCCGCCGCGCGCCAACAUGGCAUAGUUGUGCAUGACUUGAACGGGCGCUUCGUCAUGCCGGGCAUACACGACGCCCAUGUGCAUCUCCUGACGGCCGGCCUCUCUCACUUCAGCAACAUCCACCUGGGCCUGGACGAAAUCAUGCCCAUGUCCGAGGCGACGGAAAAGCUCAAGAGCUCCUCGUGCGGCUGUGAGUAUGCGCACGCCUUUGGCCGAUGGCUGAGCGCCGACGUCUUCCGCAUCAAGGACUUUGACCGCGCCCAUCUCGACGAGGAAUACCCCGACACGCCCGUCAUCAUCCGCGCCGGCGCCGGGCACAGUCUUCAUCUCAACACGGUCGCCCUCCGCGAGUCCGGCUACGACCUCGCCAACGAAUCCUACCCCAACGGGGCGUAUGUCGGGCGCCGACCCGACGGAUCCCUCAACGGCGAGGUCGCCGAGCUGGCCACGACCAAGGCGCUCCUUGCCUGUCCCAAGCCUCCCGUCGCCCAUGUGCGGCGCGCGCUCAAGUACGCGGUCCAUCGCCUGCACCAGGCGGGUGUGACGUCGUGCCAGGAAGCCGCCACCAACACGCUCUUGCUCAGCACGCUGCGCGACAUGGACCGCGACGGCCAGCUGCAGCUGGACGCGUACACGCACAUCGUCUACGCCCCGGAGUUUAUUGCCGAAGAGUCCCAGUCAGAACUGAUCCAGCUGCUGGACCGGGCCGAGUCGUUCAAGACGCAGCACGUCGACACGCGCUUCGUCAAGAUCAUACUCGACGGCAUCCCUCUGGAUCCGUACUUUACGCAGGCGAGCCUGGAUAAAGACGGCAACGUGGAGAAAGAAAAGCUGUUUCUGUACGACUUGCAAGAGGCCGUCCUGCGGUAUGACCAGCGAGGAAUGACGUGCAAGAUUCACUGCACGGGCGAGGGCGCCACCCGGGUGGCUUUGGACGCCAUUGAGGCCGCGCGAGCACAGAAUCCCAACGGGCCCCGACACGAAAUUGCACACUGCUCGGGGGUGCAUCCCGACGAAUACCCUCGAUUUCGGCCGCUCAACACGACGGCGGAAAUGUCGCCCUCCGUCUUCUUCUGCCAGACGUUUAGCCCGGAAGAGGACGCCCUGCAGGACUGGAACUUUCCGCAGAUGCUCCGCCACGGCGCGCACAUCUCCAUCGGCUCCGACUGGGGCGUCCCCGAGUCCCCGGACCUGCUGCCGGGCUUGGAGGGCAUCCUCGACGGCGUGGGGUCCGGCGACCGCGCCAAGGGGGCCGCCAUGGUGCUGCGCAUGCUGACCCUGGCUGGCGCCGAGGCCGUCGGGCGCGACAAGGAGACGGGGAGCAUCCAGGCGGGCAAGCGGGCCAACUUUAUCGAGUUGGAUCGGGACCUGAGCCUGGGGGAGCCCGGCGCGUUUACGGAUGCCAAGGUGCGGAGGACGUGGUUUGAGGGGGAGCUUGUUUACACCGCGUCGGUGUAG